Molecule: messenger RNA, 1517 nt
Organism: Ctenocephalides felis (cat flea)
Lineage: Eukaryota; Metazoa; Arthropoda; Insecta; Siphonaptera; Pulicidae
Product: coagulation factor IX-like
Exons: 9
Coding region: 21-1487 (488 amino acids)
Biological process (GO): proteolysis
Molecular function (GO): serine-type endopeptidase activity
Source: RefSeq, a predicted model, not a curated record
ACAUUUGUUGACUCUAUUUUAUGUUUAUUUUCAGUACGAAUCUUUCCCUUUACACCGUGGCAGUCGGUAUUCUUGAAAUCACGCAAGCCAAACCAGAUGAUAUAUUGAAAGUCAGGAAAAUAAUUUCACAUGAAAAAUAUGACAAAAACUCGUUCCAACAUGAUAUCGCUGUGUUGAAGAUUGAAACUGUGGAUGGAUUAGCCCCUACGCAUAAGGGAAGAACAAUCAAAUUAAAUGAAGAUAAAGUUAAAGAUCACACAAAUUGUACUGUUAUGGGCUGGGGAGUUGUUCGAACGGCAACUCCUCCAAUAGCGAGCCCAUUUUUGAAAUAUGUUUUUGUACCAAUCAAUUCUAGAGUAACAUGUGAUAUGAUAUACAGCAAAACGUUUACUGAAGACAUGUUGUGUGCGGGUACACCAGGAAAAGAUUCGUGCCAAGGAGAUUCUGGCGGACCUCUAAUAUGCAAUGAUAAACUGGCUGGAAUCGUGUCAUUUGGAAAAGGAUGUGCAGUAUACCCUGGAAUAUACACCGAUGUUUCACAUUAUAUAUCAUGGAUUAAAAAAGCACAAAAUUCGGCGAAUGCUAAUAAUCAAUCUCUAUACUUAAUUAUUUUUACACUUGCAACGAAAUCGCAUGCUUCUAACCGCAUAGCUGGUGGUUGGGAAGCACAGACAGGAGACCAUCCCUAUCAAGCAUCCGUGCGAUAUUUGCACGUAGACGCCAAGUACGGCCCUGGAACGGGGCACUUUUGCGGCGCGACAGUGCUUACGCCUACAGCGGUGUUGACAGCAGCGCACUGCGUUAACGAUGAUUCCAAAACAGUAGACAAGAGUCUCAUAAUGGUGGCAGCUGGUUCAUUGGAUUUAAAUGAUACGGAAUAUACAUCAAUGCGCACAGUCAAAUCGAUAGUGACCCAUGAAGAUUUUGAACAUGAUGGAUGGUUUAAUGAUUUGGCCAUCAUUUUUUUAUCAACACCAUUGAAUCUUGAAAAUACCAAUGUAUCAGCAAUUGGUGUACGACAAGAACCAGUAAGUGCGGGAAGCAAUUGCACAGCGAGUGGUUGGGGAUCUACGGAACCUUUAGAAGAAGAUCAAGAUAAUUCGGACUUAAUCUUCUAUACGAGUCAAACCUUGCUAGCUGUGGAUCUCUUAGUUUGGGAUAAGGAAGAUUGUGAAAAAAUAUAUAAUCGCAAGUUGCAUGAAGGAAUGAUGUGUGCAGGUCAUGAAACCGUCAUCAAAGACACGUGCCCGGGUGAUUCUGGUGGUCCCCUAGUCUGUGAUGGUUUACUAACUGGAAUAGUAUCAUUUGGUAAACAAUGCGGACAACUUGGAGUGCCUGGAGUAUACACAAAUGUAGCUGAUUAUUGGCAAUGGAUUAACGAAACUCUAAAAAAUGGUGGAAGUAGUAUGCAUGCACCAGAAAUCCAAUACAUUUACAAAAUGUUGAUAGCCACAAUAACGUUGAUUUGCGUUCUUAUCCUAAUUUGACUUUGGUUUAUAAUGGUAUGACACUGGAAA